Mucor velutinosus is the source of this 966-nucleotide messenger RNA. RefSeq lists its product as uncharacterized. Bases 1 to 966 code for a protein of 321 amino acids. The record is from RefSeq and is a predicted model, not a curated record. The transcript has 2 exons. Lineage: Eukaryota; Fungi; Mucoromycota; Mucoromycetes; Mucorales; Mucoraceae.
AUGCCUCAGCGAUCUUUCACAACUGGACGCCAUUUAUCUCGAGCCAAAUUUCCAAAAGCUUAUCCUGGCUCCUACUGCACUGACAUGUUGCGCCUUUUUGGAGAAGCAAACGUGAACAAGCUCUACAAACAUUUGUUGAAAACUCAUUACUCUUUCGACACAACUAAACACACAGACCUCCUUAAUCUCAUCGAUGAUAUAUUUGAAAAGGCGUUUUUCGAUUACCAUGAAGUAGAGGCAAAUCUUGAACAAUUAUCACAGGGCAUGAAAGAUGUAUGGCACAAGAGAAUAAUUCGAUGCAUUCGAGAACUCUUGGAGUUUUUACCUCAAUAUAAAGAGGUUGAAGCUUUCAACGAAUGUGUCCUAAGGACUAGAUUUCUAGACCCAGUGGUUAAAUACUUCCUCAACGACAUCAAUGACACAUUCCGACUUCGCUACCCAGAGUCGAAUCUCAACGAGAGGAAGCUCGUAAAGAAGGAAGUAUUGCGCCCAGAUUGUCUCGUAACCAAUACCACUCAGCCUCAGUAUCAUCGUGGAAAUAUUGCCUAUGGUGAGGCAAUAUCGUCCUACUACACAAAUCGCACUCGGGCUCUCAUUCUGUAUAUGUACCAAUUGGUGUAUUUCAGCAAGUCAACGAUAGAUACUCACAAAAUCAAUGCGCCCAUCAUGCUACAAGUCGUAGGAUUGAAAGUCAAUGUGUAUACGCUUGUGCUCAUAUCCCAGAAGUUCUAUGUUACUUUAUUCUUAUUCGAUUUCAUCUUGCCUCAAUGCAAAUCAGAAAUCAAAGAUUUUUUACCCAGCAUCAAAAAACUAGUCGCAAUGAAUGAAGCUUUAGUCAAAUGUAGCAACGGAGACAACAAGGCCGAUAGCGAAAUGAUACGCCCUAGCAACGAUACCCCUUUAUUCGAAAGACGAGUUGAAACCAAAAUUGCCAAAGAAGAGUCCGACAGCAUUCAUCUCUGUUAG